Molecule: messenger RNA, 7159 nt
Organism: Xyrauchen texanus (razorback sucker)
Lineage: Eukaryota; Metazoa; Chordata; Actinopteri; Cypriniformes; Catostomidae
Product: attractin-like protein 1
Exons: 29
Coding region: 844-4938 (1364 amino acids)
Cellular component (GO): Golgi apparatus
Molecular function (GO): protein binding
Source: RefSeq, a predicted model, not a curated record
CAGUGCGAGCAGCGCAUACUAAGGGAUCGUACACACCGAAGGCUUGUUUUUUUUUUUUUUUUCAACACGCUCGGACGAAAAGGGAACGUACCUGUCCUGAAGGCCGAGGCUGAAUAGAAAGCAACAGAAAUAUGCGUAAAGCGGAUAAUACCUCAGGUUUUCCAAAUUCCUCAGCGUAACGGACAACAGCAGAAACAACAUCCAUGUUACUGACUGCUGCGGUUAGAAAGGAUGCUUUCCCCUCGAAAAACACCUUUAACGGGCCCAUUUAGCCUUUCCCGUGGCUUAUGAACGUUUGCCCACACAACCCUGAAGGUUUAAAGGCUUCAAACACCACCAGCAGUGCAUUUGGGAAGCCAGCUGAAUGUUUACGCUUUAAGAUGGCUGCUGCGGAGGGUCUGUGGGAUCAGAGUAAGACCGUUGAAUAAUAUGAUGCUUUAACGCUGGAAAUAUCCAGUCACUUGAGUUAUGGUUGUAGUUUGGGGGAAAGCCUUUUUUCAAUGGUAUGGAGAAUUAUUUCCAGCCCUGUAACUGCAGGAGGUAACGUCGGAAAUUCCUACCCUGCUUCAGAAACACAAUGAGGCGAGACAGCUGAUUUAAUAUGCCUGUGUUUAUGCUGAUUUGAUCAUAUCACGCUCGGAUCUGGGGUUUUCCCAUUAAAUGAUCGCCUAGAUUUUAGGAUAAAAGGGGUGAUCGCUGAUAUUUAAGGGACAUUCAUGAUCUGGUACUGGAAGUGAAUGGGUACCCCCUGCUGUUAUAAUUGAAACAAGCCGGGCCUCAGAAAGCAGGAAAGAAAGUUCCCAAUAUAUUGAUACCCAAUCUAACAACAGCAAAUCUAAAGACAUGGUUGCUGGGAAGAGGAUACUCAGACCUGAGCUGUUUCUGGUCAGGCAGAGACUGCGGGGCGUGCACAGAUGUUUAUGGCUGUGUGUGAUGUUCUCCCUGGUGCUGAUAUCAGACGGCUCUCCAUCUAAACAGUGCGAGAAGAGCUGUUUGUCGGGCAGGUGUGUGAACGGAUCCUGCGCCUGUGAUCGUGGGUGGGUUGGGGACCAGUGUCAACACUGCCAGGGAAGAUUCAAGUUGACUGAACCGUCUGGGUACCUUACGGAUGGCCCCAUCAAUUACAAGUACAAAACUAAGUGCACCUGGCUGAUUGAGGGCUACCCAAACGCAGUCCUGAGGUUACGGUUUAACCAUUUUGCGACUGAAUGUAGCUGGGACCACAUGUACGUCUAUGAUGGAGACUCUAUUUACGCUCCCUUAGUAGCUGUGUUCAGUGGCCUCAUUGUCCCCGAAGUGAAAGGGAACGAGACUGUCCCUGAAGUGGAGACCAAUUCAGGCUAUGCACUCCUGCAUUUUUUUAGCGAUGCUGCCUACAACCUGACAGGCUUUGAAAUCUUCUACUCAAUCAACUCAUGUCCAAAUAACUGCUCGGGCCAUGGGAAGUGCACCUCUGGGAACUCUAUAGCGAGCCGUGUGUAUUGUGAGUGUGAUAAGUACUGGAAGGGCGAGGCCUGCGACAUCCCAUAUUGCAAGAACAACUGUGGCAGCCCUGAUCAUGGUUACUGCGACCUCACUGGGGAAAAGCUGUGUGUGUGCAAUGACAGCUGGCAAGGUGCAGACUGCUCUUUAACAGUCCCCUCCACAGAGUCAUAUUGGAUCAUGCCCACCGUGAAGCCGUUUGGAGCAUCACUGGGUAGAGCUUCCCAUAAGGCAGUGGUACAGGAAAAGGUCAUGUGGGUUGUCGGCGGCUACACUUUUAACUACAGCAACUUUCAUAAGGUUUUAAAUUAUAAUCUUGAAAGUGGCAUCUGGAACACUGUGCCCAUCAGUAGUGGACCCCUGCCGAGAUAUGGCCACUCCUUGGCACUAUAUCGGGAUGACAUCUACAUGUUUGGAGGCAAGUUGGAGAUGGGUGCCAGUAAUGUAACAGAUGAGCUGUGGGUGUUCAACAUACCCAGAAUGACGUGGUCACAGAAGUUGCCCAGUGUGCCACCUCAUGUGCAGGUCUACGCUGUUGAGGGCCACUCGGCCCAUAUAGCAGAGAUGGAUAAUGGGGAUGUGGUUAUGGUGGUCAUCUUCGGCUACUCCUCCAUUUACAGCUACAUCAGCAACGUCCAGGAGUACAAUAUACGAACAAACACAUGGUUGGUGCCAGAUACCAGAGGAGCGAUCGCUCAGGGUGGGUACGGACACAGUAGUGUGUAUGAUAGCGGUAGUAAAAGUGUGUAUAUCCAUGGAGGAUACAAAUCUCUCCCUGCUAACAAAUACGGCCUUGUGGAUGACUUGUACCGCUAUGAGGUUCAGACCCGCACCUGGACGAUUCUGAGGGAGAGCGGUUACCCACGUUACUUGCACUCAUCUGUGCUGUUAGGAGGAAAUCUGCUCAUCUUUGGAGGGAAUACCCAUAAUGACACCUCUCUUAGUAAUGGGGCCAAGUGCUUCUCUGCUGACUUUCUUGCUUAUGACAUUGCGUGUGAUGAGUGGAAGGUCCUGCCUAAACCGAAUUUGCACAGAGAUGUCAACCGCUUUGGGCAUACAGCAGUCACCAGUAAUGGGUCGAUGUAUGUGUUUGGUGGUUUCUCCAGUGUGCUUCUGAAUGACGUGCUCAUAUACAGGCCACCCAGCUGUGAGGCCUUCCUGGGGCAGGAGCGCUGCGAGGCUGCAGGCCCUGGUGUGCGCUGUGUUUGGAAAGGGAGUCGCUGUGUGUCCUUGGAGCCCAGCUUCUCUAACAGCGCAACACCUGCUCCAUUCUGCCCUGCCAAAGCCGCCACAGUAGAUGAGCGAUGUUACCGCUUCUCUGACUGCACCAGCUGUACCUCCAACACUAAUGGAUGUCAAUGGUGUGAUGGCAAGAAAUGCAUAUCAGCUCUCAGUAACUGCACUGCUACUGUGAAGAAUUUCACCAAAUGUCCAAUCAGGAAUGAGCAGAUUUGCAGUAAGAUGUCCAAUUGCAAGAGCUGCUCCCUCAACCUGAGUUGCCAAUGGGAUCCUCAACAGCAGGAAUGCCACACCCUCCCUGCCCAGCUUUGUGGAGAUGGUUGGAGCAAUGUUGAGGAGGCUUGUCUGCAGAUCAACUCCAGCAAGGAGAGCUAUGACAAUGCUCAGCACUACUGCAAGAACCUGGAGGGCAACAUCGCUUCCCUUACCACAGCCAAGCAGGUGGACUUUGUACUGGAGGAACUGCAAAAGUACCAACUGAAAGGGAAGAAACUGUCCCCAUGGGUGGGCCUGAGGAAGAUCAACGUGUCAUACUGGGGGUGGGAGGACAUGUCUCCGUUCACGAACACCUCUCUGCAGUGGCUGCCCGGUGAGCCCAAUGACUCUGGCUUCUGUGCAUACCUGGAGAGAGCUCAGGUCUCAGGCCUCAGGGCCAAUCCCUGCACUGCCAACACAGACGGCCUCAUCUGUGAGAAACCAGUUGUGAGCCCGAACCAAAAUGCCCGCCCGUGUAAGAUGCCCUGCUCCCUGCGCACAACCUGUGAGAACUGCACCAGCCAGGCCAUGGAGUGCAUGUGGUGUGGAAGUACGAAGCGCUGUGUGGACUCCAAUGCUUACGUCAUCUCCUUUCCCUAUGGCCAGUGCCUGGAGUGGCAGACAGGAGACUGUGUGUCUCAGAACUGCUCUGGUUUGCGUACAUGUGGUCAGUGUCUGGAGCAGCCUGACUGUGGCUGGUGUGGGGACCCCAGUAACACAGGCCGAGGACAGUGUAUGGAGGGCUCGUAUCGUGGACCCAUGAAGAGCCCCUCCAGAUACAGCCAAGAAAUGGUGCUUGAUGCAGGACUCUGCCCAAAAGAACGAGGCUUUGAGUGGGCUUUCAUCCAGUGUCCUGCAUGCCAGUGCAACGGCCACAGCACUUGUGUGAACGGCAGUAUGUGUGAGCAGUGCCGUAACCUCACCACUGGACCUCACUGCGAAACGUGCUUACCGGGUUACCAUGGAGACCCAACCAAUGGCGGAAAGUGCCAAGCUUGUAAAUGUAAUGGCCAUGCCAAUGUGUGUCAGGUGCUGACAGGCAAAUGCUUUUGCACCACCAAGGGUAUCAAAGGCGACCAGUGCCAACUUUGUGACUCAGAAAACCGUUACCUUGGCAACCCCCUCAGAGGAACAUGUUACUAUAACCUGCUGAUUGAUUACCAGUUCACCUUUAGUUUGCUUCAAGAAGAUGACCAGCACUACACUGCCAUUAACUUCAUGGCCACUCCUGAACAGACUAGUAAGAACUUGGACAUGUCCAUCAAUGCAUCAAACAACUUCAAUCUGAACAUCACAUGGUCCAUUGGGUCAACAGCUGGCACCAUUUCCGGGGAAGAGAUCCCCAUUGUGUCCAAGACCAACAUCAAAGAGCACAGAGACAGUUUCUCCUGUGAGAAAUUCAGUUUCCACAGCAACCCCAACAUCACCUUCUAUGUAUAUGUCAGCAACUUCUCAUGGCCAAUCAAAAUACAGAUAGCCUUCUCUCAACACAACAGCAUCAUGGACCUGGUGCAGUUCUUUGUUACCUUUUUCAGCUGUUUUCUGUCUCUGUUGCUGGUAGCUGCAGUGGUUUGGAAGAUCAAACAGACCUGCUGGGCCUCCAGACGACGAGAGCAGCUGAUGAGGGAAAGGCAGCAGAUGGCCAGUCGCCCUUUCGCCUCGGUCGCGGUGACCCUGGACAUGGGCGGCAACCAAGUAGAACUGCUCCCGGGGGGAAUCGAGGGGCCGCCAAAGCCAGUUGCUGUGGAACCCUGUUCGGGUGGGAAAGCAGCAGUGUUCACGGUGCUAAUGUGCCUCCCACGAAGGGCAUCUGGUGUUCCUCCACCCGGCCAGUCAGGUAUAGCUAUCGCCAGCGCUCUUAUCGACACGUCCCAGCAGAAGCCCAUGGAUUUCAAAGAGAAGAGCCAAGGCUUGAAGAACCGCAAAGCUCUGCCUCCUGCUCACCAGGGCACUUGUGUGUGAGAACAUGUAUGGCCUCAGUGGGUUAUCCUUUACCGGAGUGACCUCUUCUCUUCUGCUGCUGCAGGCAAAUGGCAGCUUAAUUAUCAGAGAGAGGCCCCAUUUGAGGAGAUUAUUUAGGUGACAGAGUGCCCCCUAUUUCCUAUUUCCACUCCAUAUUCCCUUUAUCUCUCCAUGUCGAUUUACCAUCAUAAAUAGACCUCACCAGCUCCCCCGUCUCAAAUGACCCCUGCUAUGACUACAUGAUCAAGCUCAAGCAUCACUCUACACUUUUCCUUGUGCUUCUCACCCAGUUCGACUCCAUCCAAAGCAAUUCAGAAACCUGCUACACGUCUCCAUCUUAUUUAUUCAUAUCACCUCCAGCUCUGGUCAACAUUUAGCCUUUUUCCCCACAUUUCUUAGUCAUUUCUGGCCAUGAGAAUGUUGGCGCCUCUACCGACCCUAAGCUGUAUCGAGAGGGCCUCUCAAAUGGACGUCUCCCAUGUGUAACAUCAGCUUGACACCAAGCACAGAUGUGCCUCCAGCAUAGUUUAUUGUAUUUUUUUAGUCAGGGAUGUCAGCUGGACCAGUGUUUCUCACUGAAGUAGUCUUGUAAUGGUUAUCUUGGGACAGACGCCGGUUUUGUGUACGGGUCAAAAAGCUCACCUAUUUGUAUUCUCGCCAACAAUGUUUUUGCUCACAAGGAGGCUUAUACUCAACAUCAGACUUUUAGCUAUUUUGACAUUUUAUAUAGAUAUGCUUGCCAGAGAUAGUGUGAAAGCUAUCUGUUGUGUAAGCUGUGCUGCUGGAAAACUCAUGCUUGGUAAAUACAUGUCAGGACUGGAUAAAAUCGUUCACAGAUUUUAUCUUUGCAUGGAACACACACACACACACUAUUCUUAAAAAGUUUGUGGGUUAUGUGUCACAAAGUAUGUCUCUAAGUUGUUAAAUAUGAGGUUUGGUGUGUACAAACGGUUGUAAGUCUAGACUGUUAGUAUAACACAUUGUAAUGUUACAGUGUAAUGGACCAACUGGUUCCAGCAAACCAAGUAUCAGUCUUAAUUCACAAAGAAAAAUUCUACUUGAGGUGAGGGACUGAAUCGUUCCUCACUGACCUAACAAACCUGGAGAAUUUAAGCUUGUUGUCACAGACCACAAGGCCACGUCGCAGCUGUUGUAUAAUAAUGCUAGGGAGCUUUAGAAAAGCUGCUGUUGAUCUUUUUUUUUUUUAUUGUAAUUUUGCAAUGGUACAGAUUUGAAUGAGCAAUGUCUCAACUGUGCAGUAACACUUCAUCUCUUUAUAAUGAACUUUUGUACUCUUUAAAUUUCACAUAUUGUGAAUGUCAAAAGAGAAAGGCGAUGAUUUUGAGGAGAUCAGCAGCUGAAAGUAUGCAGUUGCAUUAUAGACUGUUCAUACACUCAAGGACUGUUUCCUCAGACAGUGGGCUUUCAGGUUUCCCAGGAUUCACCCUACAACUAUGGGAAAACCCCUUUCAUCUGAUUUACCCAACAGACAAGGACUGUGCCUGAUUCCCUAAAACAGGAAGUCCAGGAGACUUUGUAUUCCUGCCUAUCCAAUCUCAAUGGCAACAAAGAAAUUGUACAGCAUCCUAAUCUUCACUCGUUUCCUUUAGAUGGAUCUGAACAUGUGAAUCUAAUGUGAAUUGCGCUUUCUCUUCAUGUAGCUACUUUUUGUUUGUAUUAUUUGCUGAUUUUAAUAAAGGACAUUAAAAGAUCAACAGUUAUUUUAGGCCCAUCCUAUGUACAUGACAGUGAUAAGUAAUCAUGUCUUUUAAAAUGUUUGUGUAAAAAAGAAGUGUUGAAUUGUUUUUGUAACUAAUUGAUUCCUGUGUAAUACCUCUGUUAUUCUUAGGUCACUUACAGUGUAAAAUGUACAGUAACUAUCUCACGUAAGUCAGCUCACUCAUGAACAGUUAAUGUCAUUUUUUUAGGGCUAUAUUUCAAUCUUUUUUAUGUUCUGAAGUGAGUGAGAGGUUGUCAUGCACAGGAAUUGUACAGACUGAUUACACAGGGAUCAACUCACUGUAACUGAGAAAAACAGUUUCAUUCAUCCCUCAGUGCAUAUCAUUAAUCUUUAUUGUAUUUUAAAGAUGAAUGGAAAAAUAAAACACUUGAAUAUUCACAAGACCAUUUGAUCAUUCCAGCUCUUGUAAAUAUGAAGACUUCGUUUCAGGGCUUCACUGGUUGUCAUUGCACUCAGCAAACAAAAUUAGAAUUCUGUCAU